This is a messenger RNA of Aphanomyces invadans, 258 nucleotides long. RefSeq lists its product as hypothetical. The record is from RefSeq and is a predicted model, not a curated record. The coding region runs from base 1 to 258 and encodes 85 amino acids. NCBI's taxonomy places the organism in Eukaryota, Oomycota, Saprolegniomycetes, Saprolegniales, Verrucalvaceae. The transcript has 6 exons.
AUGCUCUCAACAAAGGCGGAACUUAGUUCCGACGUGCCGGGGCCUCUAGACCCGGCUGGGUUAGCCGAAACGCUGUUGUACCAGUCCAUGCGCAGACGCCCUGCGCCCGACGGCAUCCACACGACGGGUUUGCCAGUCAAGCACAACACCCACUCGUCGCUCUGGAAAAUGUUGGGUCCAGACUUUGUCUCCCUGGCCCUAUGCCCCGUGAGAUCGUUGAGGGUGUCCGCUGCUGCGUCGCUAAAGGCGCUCAAUUGA